Messenger RNA from Saccharomyces cerevisiae S288C, 1716 nucleotides. It is a transcript of the gene CAB3, whose product is annotated as phosphopantothenoylcysteine decarboxylase complex subunit CAB3. The record is from RefSeq and is marked reviewed. Gene Ontology annotation, cellular component: cytoplasm. The transcript has a single exon. Gene Ontology annotation, molecular function: catalytic activity. Lineage: Eukaryota; Fungi; Ascomycota; Saccharomycetes; Saccharomycetales; Saccharomycetaceae. Bases 1 to 1716 code for a protein of 571 amino acids.
AUGACGGAUGAAAAAGUGAACUCAGAUCAGAAUAUGAACGGUAAGCAGGGAGUUAACUUAAUUUCAUCCUUGCCUACAACACAAGUGCCGGUUUCAAUUUUGACCAACAAGGAGAGAAGAAAAAGUAUUCACGAUGAAUCAAAUUUCGAAAGAUCUGAUAGUCAUGAAGAUCAAUCAAAAUCCAACUCUAAUAGGAGGAAUAUUUACAAAAACGAUUAUAGCACAAAUUUGAGGGAUUUCUCUUUUGCCAAUCUGAAGCAAAAUAGUGAAAGGAACAAAGAUGGCCAUGAAAUACAGAUCAACACCAGUAUGCCAGCUAAUACAAAUGGCCAGCAAAAAAGGUUUUCACCUUCAUUACCUUCUGCUGUUUCAUUUACGGUGCCCGAGGUGGAAAGGUUGCCGUAUCAUAGAUAUUCGAUAUCCAAUAAACCUGGAAAGCAGCAGCAGCAGCAGGAACAACUGCAGCAAAAUCAACAACAAGAAGAGCAGCAAAAGGCACAACUGCAGGAGCAAAAUCAACGAGCAAAACAGCAAGAAGAGGUGAAGCAAAUUCAGGAGCAAGUGCAAAAAAAGCAAACUGAAAGACAGCAACUGAUAGACGAAAAGGAGAGGAUAGCGAAUGCAAUAUUUAAGGAGAACACUACUAAUGAUGGUACUGAUAUCAGGAAACAUUCGGUAUCGAGUGGUACGAGCAAUAGCGAAGAUGAAGUAGAUUCACCUUCGAUGGAAAAAAAUUCUAUCGUUCAUAUGCCAGGUGAUUUUAUCUACUUCAAUCCCAAGUCAAACGCUUCUAAACCUAUCACUGCAAAGGCGGCGCCAUUAUCGGCUAAUAACUCCACACAUAAAAACAAGGAAGUUAUCACUGCACCCACAGGGCCUCGUGUACCCUUCACAGAGUUCUUUCAGAAGGAAGACGACAAGAAAUUCCACAUUCUCAUUGGUGCGACGGGCUCAGUUGCCACAAUAAAAGUACCUCUAAUUAUUGAUAAACUUUUCAAGAUAUAUGGGCCUGAGAAAAUCUCUAUUCAGUUGAUUGUCACAAAACCCGCUGAGCAUUUUUUGAAAGGGCUCAAAAUGUCAACACACGUUAAAAUUUGGAGGGAGGAAGACGCUUGGGUAUUCGACGCUGUGAAUAAGAAUGAUACUAGCUUGAGUCUGAACUUGAUAUUGCACCAUGAAUUAAGAAAAUGGGCUGAUAUUUUCCUGAUUGCGCCUUUGUCAGCUAACACACUUGCUAAACUGGCCAAUGGUAUAUGUAACAAUUUGCUAACUUCUGUGAUGAGAGAUUGGUCACCACUGACCCCAGUGUUGAUUGCGCCUGCAAUGAAUACAUUCAUGUAUAUCAAUCCUAUGACAAAGAAACACCUGACGAGUUUAGUGCAAGACUAUCCGUUCAUCCAAGUUUUGAAACCGGUGGAAAAGGUAUUAAUAUGCGGAGAUAUUGGUAUGGGUGGUAUGAGAGAAUGGACAGAUAUUGUAGAGAUCGUUAGGAGGAGAAUCAAUGAAAUACGGAAAGCUAGGGACGAGGAAACUGGUGAUAAAGAGCAAGAACAAGAAGAACAAGAGGGUGCUGACAAUGAGGACGACGAUGAUGAGGAUGACGAAGAGGAUGAGGAGGACGAGGAGGAGGAAGAAGCUCUAAAUGAAACAGCAUCCGAUGAGAGCAAUGACGAGGAAGACGAAGAGGAUGAGGAAGACGUGAAAACCGAAGUUUAA